UACAAUGCCUGAUGUAACUAUUCAGUACCUGCUAUGUAAGAACAGCUGCUAUAACUCAUCCUUUCACUAGACAGCUUAAAUGGCACUACCAACAGUCUUCUGCCCAGGCCACAUUUCCUUAGAGUCAUAAUUGUUGUAGGAUUAGGUGCUUUCAGCCCAGUUUCUGGACCCUUGUUGGUUAUGUGCCUUUCAGCAGAACUGUACCAUCUGACCCUCUUAGGACUGCUUUUCUGUGCUGCUUUCAGAAGUUAUGGCUUGAUGUAUGAAUGUGUAAUUUUGAAAAGCUACUGGUAAGUGCAUUCAUCUGUUUCUGAGAAUUGAGUGUCAUUCAUACUUCAUGUGCAUGUGGAACUGAAACGGUGUUGCUGAAUUACUGCACCUUCUUCUAAGGAGCUCAGGGAGGUGUGUGUUUAUCCCAUGUUAUUCUUCAAUUGACUGUCAGGGUAGGUUAGACUGAGGUUUGAACCUAGUUCCAGUUUAGCACUCUUGUCUUCCAAUUGGACUUUCUUACCUCUUACUUCUAUAUGUCAUCUGUAAGUAUAGAGGGAUGCACUGGGUAGAUGGCUACUCUUACCAACCGCUGAUGUUGGUUUUCCGGAAAAUUUUGAACUGGGAAAUUUUCAUAUACAAACCAGAGUAAUCUGCAUAGGAUAAUUUGCAUUGGGGAAAAAGUUAUCAUGCCCUAGAGAGUAAUCUAAUUUGGCAUGAUUAUUUUACUUGUAUUUAGUCAACAAAGCUAAACACGUUGAAACUGCCAAGCUUUCCUAAUAUUGUAUUUGCAAUUGGCACCUAUUCAUUGUAUCUAAUGAACAUAUGACAUGGGAAAACUUCCAUGGAAAAAGAAAGCACUUGGAACGUUCUGUGUGUGCAAACUUUCCCCACCCACACCACUGCUCUCAACCCUUAUUAGCAUGACUGAUCUAUACAGCUCAGAACUGGCUCCUUUCCCAUUCUCCAUGAUGGAUAGGGGCCCACCAACAUUAGCCUGACUUACUAACCAGUCAUUAUUUGUGAUAAGAAGGUGCAAAACAGUGGAAGUCUUUCCUGCUGCUUGGAAGAGAUUCCUGCAGUCUUACUCAAAAACAUCAGUAGAAAUGAGAUAUUUGGUGUAGAGAUCUGUGUGGUGCUGGGUCUCUUGCUUGCAAGAGGGCUGGGUGCACUUGCCUCUUGUGAGGUGGUAGGUAGAUCUGUAGAUGCCUACUGGUGGGCACUAAAAAGAUUUCAUAUUCCUACAUCAAUGUUUGGUGGCCAGAAAUAUACUGCCUCUGUCUCACUUGGUACCUGCAUGGCAGCAUCAGUCUUUUCUGGCUCAUGCUGGCUCAAGGAAUCCUAAAGGGCUGGCUAGAAUUGCCAAGGAGAAUUGCUGAUAGUGAUAUUUGCAGUCUUGAUGAGGAUAUUCUAUCCAUAGAGUUUCAUGCUGCGGCUGUCAGGGGGGGGGGAGGCCUUGCCACAGACAGAAAGUUCCUCAUUAUUAGAGUGAACUGUUUGAAAAGUUAAAUAAAUCAUCUUUGUGCUAUAUUUCAGUAAAGGCAUUUGGAGCAGGAUUGCUACCGGUAUAUAAAAAAGUUAAAGUCUUAGGUGUGGGCCAAAUGUGGAGCUGAGGACAUAGGAGAAAGUUUUCGAUGGAGAAAUAGUUUUGAAUGGCAGAUGAGUUCCCAUGGCAUUCAUUUUAUGGCCUGCUCUAGAUGGGUGUUAUACUCCCUUUGAAGGAGCAGGUUUGUAGCUGAGGGUUCUCCUGGAUCAAUUGCUGUCACCUGAGGCACAGGUGGCCUUAGUGAUGUGGAGUGCAUGCCAUCAGCUUUAAACUAGUGGCUCAAGUAUGACACUAUCAGGAUAGGGAUAACUUGAUUGCAGUAAUCUAUGUUCUGGGAACCUUAAAACUGGGCUGUUGCAAUGAACUUUAUGUAGAGCUGCCUUCAAAAAUGAUUUGGAAGCUUCAGUUAGUACAGAAUGUGGCUGCCUGAUUGUUGAAAGGUUUGAGGCAAACAGAUCAUAUACCACCAAUUCUGUUAUAACUACACUGGCUGCCUGUAAUCUUCUGGGCCCAAUUCAGAGUGCUGGUUUGAUCUAUAAAGCUAUUUACAGCUCAGGACCCCAAUAUUUUUCAGAACAUCUCUCCUGGUAUGAACAUAACCAGACCCUUACAUAUUUUACUCAGGUCCUUUGUGUGAGGGAGGAUCAGAGAGUGGUGACAAGGGAGAGGACCUUUUCAGUUGUGACUCCCUAUCUGUGCAAUAUUCUGCCCAAUGAAUUCCACCUGAUGCUAUCGUUGGCUUCUUGACUCUUGAUAGACUAAGAUGAUACUGUUUUAUUAUUAGUGUGCUACCAACAGUUCUUGUGGUUGUUUUAUGGUAACCUGGUGUGCUCUGGUCCAUGGGGUCACGAAGAGUCAGACACGACUAAACAACAACAACAACAAUUUAUAUUUAUGUUUUAAGUGCAUUGUAAGUCACUAGGAGGCCUUCAGUUAAUAAGCAACUAACAAGUCUAAUGCUUCUCUGCUUGAACUGAGAGGGAAUGCCAGAUAUGUGUGAGAUCCCAUGCUUGACCAAGGCUGCAAUUUUGAGUACAGACAGCUCCCCCCCCCCAUUUACACGUGUUCAAUAUGUGCGUGAUUGCAUCACGCUGAACCCAGACGUUACUUGGAAAUGUCAUAAAGACAUCACUGAAACAUUACUAAAAGGGUGAAAUGGGGGCAGAGCGAUGUGCUUGCAGGCUUUUUCAAUGGCUUUCAUUUAUACGUGAUUUCACUGACGUGCACAGUGCCUCGGAACAUAACCCCCGCGUAAACGGGGGGCUGCCUGCAUGCUGAUAACCUUUUAAUGGAAUCCUAGGCAUAUUUAUUUAAAAGUCCCAUUGAGAUGAUUGGGGCUUCUGUCAAAUAAGUGUGCAUAGGAAUACAGCCAUAGCCCUACUGAAAUAACUCUUAAUCUUAAAAACACUGUGCAAAAGAUACUGGUCCUGUUUUGAACCUGCAUUUUUUGUUUUUAUUUUGUUGAUACCGGUGCUAGGGGGAUCCUUAACUAUUUCAGCCUAUUAAAGUAGAACUAUCUGCUCUCCUGGAGGGAAUCCUUAUUUGCCGUAGUUGCCCAGAUAAAUUGCUGUUUGUAAAAGCCUGAAUUAGUGGUAUGCAUUUUUGGGUAAAGGAUUGAAAUUGGUAAUGUCCACAAGGUCUUCCCCAUGUCCUUGUGAAAAUAAUUAGAGACAGAGGUGCGUGUAUUGGGGACUGAGAAUCACUGGAAGAAACCCAGGUGCCUGGUCACUUAGGAUUUAACAUCCAUUGCUAGAGGUUUGAAGUGUUCAUCCAGCUCUAUAUGGGGCUGGCACCUUGAAAGCGUAUCUCAAAAGUAGAAGUAGCAUAAUAGCAUUAUUAAGGCCAACUCGAAAACCACAUAAUGAUGAACAAGCUCUUGAAUUCCCCACAGCUCUUAAUCCAGUUGUGGUGGGGAACUCAAAAGCUUACUUGCUGCUUCAUAAUACUUUAGUCGGCCCUGAGAAAUGCACUGCCCUGUUGCUAUUUUUGGAUCUGUUUUCUUUCUCUCUACCUCUCCCCACCCCCAACAUUAGAACUACAUGUCUACCUGCAGUUUUCAUGUGCUAUUAGUUCAUAUUUCCAGUUUCAGCAAUUGAACCAGAGAACUGAGGACACAGCACUGGCCAGAUAGAGAAUGGAGGAAAGAGUGGCUUGAUCGGGGCAUAUAGGUAUAUACCAACUUUCCUCCGAGGAGCUCAAGAUGGCAUACAUAGUUCUCUGCUCUAUUUUCUCCUCACAGCAACCCUGUGAGGUAGGUUAUGCAGAGAGUGAGUGACCGGUCCAAGGUCACCCUGCGAGCUUCAUGGCUGAGUAGGGAUUCAAAACUUGGUCUUGCAAUUAUAGCUGUUAACAGUAUUAUGCAGCCAUGUUUGUAACAAAGGGGGAAAACAAGUUUGGCAAGCCAAAUUGAUAGCUGCCUAAAUAAAGGCAUAGAAGCACGUUGUUGUGGUAUAGAGCUGGCGUAGUACAGUGACCAAGAAAUUGAAAUAUAAAUUGGCAUCUCCUCACCUCUCACCUCUGACAUGAGCUCACUAGGUGUCAUUAGGCAAGCCACUGUCUCUCAACCUCCUACUCCCAGUUUGACACUAUGAGAGUAAUAAUAUUGACUUUGAACACUCAGAAUCAUAGAAUUGUAGAGUUGGAAGGAACUCUGAGGACCAUCUAAUCCAGACAGAUCGCCAUCCAAUCUCUGCUUAAAAACAUCUAAGGAAGGAAUCCACUACCUCCCAAUGAGAAGAUGAUGGCUGCAAGUUUCUGGAAGGAUCUGUCCAUGGACCACACAACUGAUCUGCUUUAAAGUAAUAGUAAUUAUUUGCAACUGCACGUACUGUAAUGGACCCUCAGAAUACUGCUAUGUUAGGGCUGGGCUCUGGUUCUGAAGGGUUUUCUGGGAAAAGCCCCUCUGCAGUUGCCACAGGCGCGGCAGGAGGCAGGAGGGAGGUGGAGCUCGAUGGUAGUGCUAAGGAGGAGGAAGAGAAGAAGAAGAGGAGCUUGGAGGGGAGCGGCGGCGAUGAAGUUGGCAAGGAUGAGAGUCUGUCGGAUGCCCAGCAACAGUUUUCUGUGAAGGAAACAAACUUUUCAGAGGGAAAUUUGAAGCUGAAAAUUGGCCUGCAAGCCAAGAGAACUAAGAAACCCCCUAAGAACCUGGAAAACUAUGUCUGCCGGCCUGCAAUAAAGACCACUAUUAAGCAGCCCAGGAGGGUGCAGAAGGUUGGGAAGAUGAUGGAGGAGAAGAGCGACCCUGGCCCUGCAAAGCAAGACCCGUCGAAGCUGUACAAGAAGAGUGGAGAAGCCACAGCGGCGACUGACAGCUCGGCAGCCGAGGGCAGGCCGAGGGAGAGCAGCCCUCUUUCAAAGAAACUUUCACCGCUGCGCUCCGAAGUGACCGAUUAUGGGAAGUCAGCACUUUCCACUCCAGCCGGUAGUCGCGGCCCAGACUCAAAGGACAGAGCUCAGAUUAAUGGAGCACCAACGGUGACAGAAAAACUGGCUCAGCUUAUUGCAACUUGCCCUCCGUCAAAGUCUUCCAAAACGAAGCAAAAGAAGCCCUUCAUGGGAAUUGCUUCUGGAUUUGCUAAAGACUCCGGAAAGAAGCUGCCAGUGGUUGGGGCUGUGACUGUGCCGGCGAGCAAGGACUUUGUAAAGAAACAGCUUGGAAGCGGCACUAUGGGCGUUGCUUUGGGUAACAAGGACUUUGCAAAGAAGCCACCGGGGAUUAGUAGUGGUGUUGGACUAGUCAGCAAGGACUCUGGGAGCAAAAAGCAACCAGGGACUUGCCCCAGCUUGCCUGGGCUAGUUAGCAAGGACUGUGGGAAGAAGCUACCGAUCCUCGGCUCCGCAAUGGGAUUAGUCAGCAAGGAAAUCGGAAGGAAACCACUGUUGUCUGGCAUGCCAGUUGGGCUAGUCAGCAAGGAUUCUGGGAAAAGGCUUCUGGGGACUAACAGUCCGGUUGGAUUACUUACCAAGGAUUCUGGGAAAAAGAUGCUGGGGACUGUUAGUCCACCUGGAUUGGUAAACAAAGACCCUGGGAAGAAGCUACCAGGACCAGGCGGUCCAAUUGUAUUUUUUAAUAAGGAUGCUGGGAGGAAACAUCCAGGGUCAGAUGGGCCAAUCGGAUUGGUCAGCAGGGACUCUGGAAAGAAGCUGCCAGGACUUGGUGCCUCAAGCGGAUUGGUGAAUAAAGAUGCUGGAAAGAAGCCUCUGGGGGCUAGCAGCCCAAUUGGAUUGAUUACUAAAGAGUCUGGAAAGAAGCCACUGGGGGUUGGCAUUCCAGCGGCCCUGGCUGCUAAGGACUCUGAGAAGAAAAUGGCAGGGGCCAGCAGUCUAUGUGGGCUGGCCAAUAAGGACUCGGGGGCUUUGAAGGCAGAUGCUGCUCACCCUUCCGUGGAACCCUUCAAACGGUGUUGCGCGAAUGUCAUAAGUCACGAAAGUCCUCUGCCGCCAGGCCUCUUGAAAGACAGUGUGGGCAGUAAGCCUUUUGAGAAGCACGUUGCAAGGCAGAGUAAAGAAAGCAUCCCGGAAAAGGUAACGGUUCAAAAAGAAGCAUCAGGCGGAGGCAAGGAAGGGGCCUGCAGUCAGCAGGACAGCUCCUCGUCCAGUGAAAGGGGCACGUUUGAAGCACCCAAGCAUGAUAAACAAUUGCCCGUGUAUUGCACUUCCCCCGAAUUCAGGACUUCAGGAGGCGCUUCUGAUGUAUCUACAGCCAAAUCUCCAUUCAGUGCUGUUGGGGAGGGAGGCCUCCCCUCCCCCUCCCCCGCUGCCUCUGUCACUGCUUUAACGCGUAGCCCCACAGCAACCUUGGCUCAGUUAGCUUCCAACCCCCUGCAUUUAAAUAGCACGCCUGAGCUCUUAGAAGGAAUUUCCGAGCAGAUUAGCAAGACCCCGUUUGCCUCUGACAGCACACGCUCAAGUAUGAACCGGGUGCCGAAUCCUGGCUCGCACACUGCUGGCAAAGGGGUCAGCAGGGAAUUAAAUGGUUCCAAAGCUGUGCAUGCUGAUGACCCCAAACUGAGCCCCACCUUAGGCAGGAAGCCCAGCCUGGCAACUGACUCAAACACCCGUGCCACUGUUGCCCCUUCGGUGGUUAGCUUCUCCAGUUUGUUCAACAAUAAGCCCUUUCUAAAGAUUGGUGCCAUGGCUGCAUCAGGUAAACCCUGCCAGGGGGUGGAAACUCUGAGCAGUAGUGGCGGCAGCCCACAAACAACACCUCUGAAGAAAAGGAAAGGAAGGAAGCCGCGCUGGACUAAGGUAGUCUCCAGAAGCACUUGCCGGCCUCCCAAAGGCCUAGAAUUGGGGAGGUCUGAGCUUUUCAAAAACAUUUCUUGCAGCAUGCUGUCAAACAGUAGCCUAGAUCAGGCCAAGCUCUUCAAAAGCGCAGGCCCGCCUUCCUUUGCCCAGCACGAGUUUGUCAAGCGCCAGUUGCCAAAGCUCAGCAAGUCCAAUAGCAUACAAUCCCUCUCUCUGCUCAGCAGCGUUGAGAAGGAGCCCAGCAAAUUUUACAGUCCCCACAUGCAGGCUUCCGUUGGGUGCAUCUCGGACGACCUGCUGCCUGAAAUGUACAAGUCCAAAAGGGCCAGGUCGAAAUCCAAAGAGAUGCCCCACCUGGAGGGCCCCCCGAAGCGGACCCUGAAGAUCCCUGCCUCUAAAGUGUUUUCAGUGCAGUCAAAGGAAGAGCAAGAACCUCCAGUGCUGCAUCCGGAGGUGGAGAUCCCGUCUUUUCAGCAGAGCCUCACAGAGCAAGCUUUUCCGAAGAAGAGGGGCCGUCCGAAGAGGCAGAUCAGAUCGGGGGUCAAGAUGAAACCCCCUGUCCUCUCCGUGGCGCCCUUUGUCGCUGCGGACAGUUCCAACAAGCUGGAUUGUGAAAGCAACCAGCGGCAGAGCGAGGAUUUCUUUGAAGUGGCAAGCCCGUUAGGAGGCCCCGAGGAGCCUGGGAAGACGAGCGCCUGCAACAUGACUGACCUUGAGGUAGAGCCGGACCACAAGGAGAGCAAGCGCAGCAAUGGGCAGCUGAUGAAAACCAUCAUCAGGAAAAUCAACAAGAUGAAGACGCUGAAGCGGAAGAAGCUCUUGAAUCAAAUCCUCUCGUCUACUGCGACAGAACCAAAUAAAGGGAACGUGCAAUCUAAGCUCCACACGACAGUGUCGACCCUCGCUGCCACGUUUGGCUCGAAACUAGGCCAGCAGAUCAACGUCAGCAAGAAAGGAACAAUCUACAUAGGAAAGAGGCGAGGCAGGAAGCCGAAAGCCAUCCUGAAUGGCAUCUUGGCCGCUAAUGCUGACAGCUUGACUCUUCUUGAAAAGUCUGCCCAGCAGGCGACAGGGACGGCGCUCGGACAAGCGGUGGCUCCUUUGCUCCCUUCAGCCACAAAUAACCCUGAGAUUCUUCCUUCACCCAUUUGUUCUCAGUCAUCUGGGGUGAGUGGAGGGCAGAGCCCCGUCAGCAGCGACAUGGGCUUUGUGGAGCCCAACUCAGUGCCCUAUCUGCACCUCCACUCCAGGCAGGGAAGCAUGGUUCAGACCCUGGCAAUGCGGAAGGCCUCGAGGGCCCGGAGGAGGCUCUCCCCGCCGACUCUUCUCCCCAAUUCCCCAUCCCACAUGAGCGAACUCGGCUCGCUGAAGGAAGCCACUCCAUCGCCCAUUAGCGAGUCCCACAGCGACGAGACGAUUCCCAGCGACAGUGGGAUUGGGACCGACAACAACAGCACUUCCGACAGGGCAGAGAAGUUCUGCGGCCCGAAGAAGCGGCGGCACUCCUUCGAGCACAUCUCCCUCAUCCCCCCUGAGACCUCAACGGUCCUGAGCAGCCUGAAAGAGAAACACAAGCACAAGUGCAAACGCCGCAGCCACGACUACCUGGCCUACGACAAGAUGAAGAGGCAGAAGCGGAAGCGGAAGAAGAAGUACCCGCAGCUGCGGGGCAGGCAGGACCCCGAUUUCCUGGCGGAGCUAGAGGAGCUGAUCAGCCGCUUGAGCGAAAUCCGGAUCACCCACCGGAGCCACCAUUUCAUCCCCCGGGACUUGCUGCCCACGAUUUUCCGCAUCAACUUCAACAGCUUCUACUCCCACCCCACCUUCCCUCUGGAUCCUUUGCACUACAUCCGAAAGCCCGACCUGAAGAAGAAGAGAGGCCGGCCACCCAAAAUGCGCGAGGCCAUGGCGGAAAUGCCCUUUAUGCACAGCCUCAGCUUCCCCCUCUCUGGCACUGGGUUCUACCCCUCUUACGGCAUGCCUUACUCUCCUUCUCCCCUUGCGGCCGCUCCCAUCGGCCUAGGCUAUUACGGGCGGUACCCGCCGACCCUCUACCCGCCUCCGCCUUCCCCUUCGUUCACCACCCCGCUGCCGCCUCCGUCAUACAUGCACACCGGCCACUUGCUCCUCAACCCCGCCAAGUACCACAAGAAGAAGCAUAAGCUGCUUCGCCAGGAGGCCUUCCUCACCGCCAGCCGGGCGCCCCUCCUCUCCAUGAGCACCUACCACCCCAGCGUCCCACCGGAGAUGGCCUACGGCUGGAUGCUGGAGCACAAGCACCGCCACCGCCACAAGCACCGCGAGCACCGCUCUUCCUCAGAGCAGCCGCAGGUCUCCCUUGACACCUUGGCACCCAGCGGCCCUUCCCGAACCGUCCUGGAGUCCCUGAAGCGCUACCGGUUCGGGAAGGAGGCCGUUGGCGAGAGGUACAAGCAUAAGGAGAAGCACCGUUGCCACAUGCCCUGCCCACACCUGUCCCCUUCGAAAGGCCUGCUUGGGAGGGAAGAGCAGUGGGUCCGGAGGGAGCCGGCAGAGCCCAACUCCUCCCUGGCUCUGGGGCUACAGACGCCGCUGCAAAUAGACUGCUCAGACACUCCACCCAACCUGCCUCUGGGGAGGUUCACUCCCAGCUCCGAGCCGGUCAGCAGCGACGAGCACACAAACCUUUUUACCAGUGCAAUAGGCAGCUGCCGAGUCUCCAGCUCUGCCGCCACCGGCGGGCGCAAAAAACUGUCUGAUGGCUCCGGACUCUUUGGCCCCCAGGAAGCCUCGCUCAGCCGGCCUCUCCGGAAGGAGACAUUGCCCCCUAUGGAGAAGGCAGGGCCAACCUUGUCAGGAAAUCUUCCAGCACAAGACAAACCCUUGCAGAGGCCAUCGGAGGGCACGAGCUGCAGCCCCUCCAGGAAGAGGUCUUCAUCCGAGAGCACAUCUUCUACAGUGGCUGCUCUUCCUUCACGAAGUACAAGGCUCGGGACUGCAGUGGAAGAUCCUGUGGAUAAUCUACUGCAGCGCAUGGCUCAACAUGAAAGCCAGGGUGCCCUGGACAAGACCCUUGAGGCCGUCAUGACGCACACGCCUGUUCUGCCCUCAGGUAGCCCCAGCCGAAGCCCCAGCAGGGAGAAGAGCAGUGGGCUCUUGAUUCCGGGCAAUGCGGGUGGCGACAGCAUCUCGCUCCUUUCAGACCGGUUGUUGAGCGGCUACUCCCCCCAUCACCUCAAGAGGAGCGUGGUGGAAGCCAUGCAGUGCCAGGCGAGGAAAAUGUGCAAUUACGACAAGCUCUUGGCCACUAAGAAAAACCUGGACCACGUCAACAAAAUCCUCAAAGCCAAGAAGCUGCAGAGGCAGGCACGGACUGGCAAUAACUUUGUGAAGCGCAGACCCGGCCGGCCCAGGAAGUACCCCUUGCCCUCAGUGGUUUCAGUCCACGCCCUCCAGGUGAGCCGCUUUGUCAGCCAAGAACUGGACGGUGGGGGCCAAGGCUGCCUGCUCCACUGCAGUCCUGACACGGUUACUGAUGCCAUAGAAUCAGUGGUUCAGGGGGUGAACGUGAAAGGCUGGAAGAGGAAGAGGUGGCUGGAGGAGGAGCAGGCCAGGAAAAGGCAGAAGCCUCUACCAGAUGACGAGCAGGAGAGCAAUAAAAGCUUUUCUGAGACAACAACAGAGUCCCCUCCUACUGAUGAGGCGAUAGUGAAGCCGCGUGAGCUGGAGAAUGUUGAGCAGCCGCUGACUUCGCUUGUGCAGCGUGAGAAGAAAGCUCCGCGCCCCCCAAAGAAGAAAUAUCAGAAGGCAGGGCUCUACUCUGAUGUGUACAAAACCACCGACCCCAAAAGCCGACUGAUCCAGUUAAAGAAGGAAAAAUUGGAGUACACUCCUGGGGAGCACGAGUACGGAUUGUUCCCGGCACCUAUCCACGUGGGGAAAUACCUACGCCAAAAGCGAAUAGACUUCCAGUUGCCUUAUGACAUUCUUUGGCAGUGGAAACAUAAUCAGUUGUAUAAAAAGCCAGACGUCCCGCUUUAUAAAAAAAUCCGUUCUAACGUCUAUGUGGAUGUGAAGCCUCUUUCUGGUUACGAGGCCACGACCUGCAACUGCAAGAAGGCUGAGGAUGGCAACAGAAACGGCUGUUUGGAUGACUGCUUGAACAGGAUGAUCUUCGCUGAGUGCUCCCCCAACACCUGCCCCUGUGGAGAGCAGUGCUGCAACCAGCGGAUCCAGAGGCAUGAGUGGGUGCAGUGCUUGGAGCGCUUCCGGGCCGAGGAGAAAGGCUGGGGCAUUCGCACAAAAGAGCCCCUGAAAGCUGGGCAGUUCAUCAUCGAGUACUUGGGAGAAGUGGUCAGCGAGCAGGAGUUCAGGAACCGGAUGAUUGAGCAGUACCACAACCACAGCGAUCACUAUUGCCUCAACCUCGACAGCGGGAUGGUGAUUGACAGCUAUCGCAUGGGCAACGAGGCUCGCUUCAUCAACCACAGCUGCAACCCAAACUGUGAGAUGCAGAAAUGGUCCGUCAACGGUGUCUACAGGAUUGGGCUGUAUGCAUUGAAGGAUAUGCCUGCCGGCACUGAGCUGACUUAUGAUUACAACUUCCACUCCUUCAAUGUGGAAAAGCAGCAACUCUGCAAAUGCGGCUUUGAGAAGUGCAGAGGGAUCAUUGGGGGCAAGAGCCAGCGCGUGAACGGCCUCCUGAGCAAAACCAACCAGCCCGUCACUGCCCAGAGGAGGCUGAGCCGGUCCAAAGAGAAGAGGAAAUCGAAGCACAAGUUGAAGAAGAGGAAGGGUCACAUUCCUGAGGAGCCCAGUGAAAGUUCGAGUACCCCGACUCGGCUGACACCGCAGCUCCAAAUGAAGCCCAUGUCCAACAGGGAAAGGAAUUUUGUGCUGAAGCAUCAUGUUUUCUUGGUGCGCAAUUGGGAGAAGAUCCGGCAGAAGCAAGAGGAGGUCAAGCACGCCAGCGACAACCUUCAGUCCGCCUCGUUAUACACCCGCUGGAAUGGGAUGUGCCGGGAUGAUGGCAAUAUAAAAUCUGAUGUCUUCAUGACACAGUUCUCUGCCCUGCAGACUUCCCGCUCAGUGCGGACACGGCGGCUGGCUGCGGCCGAGGAGAACAUCGAAGUGGCGCGGACCGCACGCCUCGCGCAAAUCUUCAAGGAGAUCUGCGACGGGAUCAUCUCGUACAAAGAUUCCUCCAGACAGCUGCUUGCAACUCCUUUGCUGAAUCUUCCCCCGAAGAAAAAAAAUGCAGAUUACUAUGAGAAGAUCUCUGACCCCCUUGAUCUCACCACCAUCGAGAAGCAGAUCUUGACAGGCUACUACAAAACUGUGGAAGCUUUUGAUGGCGACAUGCUGAAGGUCUUCCGCAACACUGAAAAGUACUACGGCAGGAAAUCCCCAAUUGGGCGGGACGUCUGCCGGCUGCGGAAGGCCUACUACAAUGCCCGCCACGAGGCAGCUGCCCAGAUCGAUGAGAUUGUCGGAGAGACGGCGAGCGAGGCGGACAGUAGCGAGACCUCCAUGUGCGAGAAGGAGAGCGGGCACGAGAAGGAUGAGGACGUGAUCCGCUGCAUCUGUGGCUUGUACAAGGAUGAAGGGCUCAUGAUCCAGUGUGACAAGUGCAUGGUCUGGCAGCACUGUGACUGUAUGGGGGUGAACUCUGACGUCGAACACUACUUGUGUGAGCAGUGUGAACCUCGCACAGUGGAUAGGGAGGUUCCUAUGAUCCCCCGACCUCAUUAUGCCCAGCCUGGCUGUGUUUACUUCAUCUGUCUGUUACGGGACGAUCUGUUGCUACGUCAAGGUGACUGCGUGUACCUGAUGAGAGAUAGCCGAAGGACCCCAGACGGCCACCCUGUCCGGCAGUCGUACCGCCUGCUUUCCCACAUCAACAGAGAGAGACUCGACAUCUUCCGUAUCGAAAAGCUCUGGAAGAACGAGAAGGAGGAACGGUUUGCCUUUGGCCACCACUAUUUCCGUCCGCAUGAAACGCACCACUCCCCGUCCCGGAAGUUCUACCACAACGAGCUGUUCCGAGUACCGCUGUACGAGAUCAUCCCCUUGGAGGCUGUGGUGGGCACCUGCUGCGUCCUGGAUCUCUACACCUAUUGCAAAGGCAAGCCAAAAGGGGUGAAGGAGCAGGACGUCUACAUCUGCGACUACCGCCUUGACAAGUCAGCCCACCUUUUCUACAAGAUCCACCGGAACCGCUACCCAGUCUGCACCAAGUCCUACGCCUUCGACCACUUCCCCAAAAGGAUGACGCCGAAAAGAGACUUCUCGCCUCAUUAUGUACCAGACAACUACAAGAGGAAUGGAGGCAGAUCAUCUUGGAAAUCUGACCGUUCCAAGCCCCAGAACAAAGACCUGAGCCAAGAGGAGGACCCCCUGCCGCUCAUGGAAGAUGUGAUCGUGAGUCAGGACCAGGCCCCCAGCGAGCCGGCGCCCAGCCUGGAGGAGCCAGAGAAAGAGGCGCCUCCUCAGGAGAGUGGCGAGGUGGAGAAAAAGGUGGAGGACAGCAGCCCCAUCCCCAGGCGGCCCUGCACCCCGGAGGAACGCAGGCACAUGCAGCGAGAGAGGCUCAACCUCAUCCUCCUCACCCUCCUAGAGAAAAUCCCAGGGAAAAAUGCCAUUGAUGUCACGUACCUGCUAGAGGAAGGUUCUGGGAGGAAGCUGCGGCGGCGCACUCUGGUUCUUCCCGAGAGCAGCUUUAGGAAGUGACGCUGUGCCCCGGGGACAGAGGCUGCGGCCUGGAGUUUUCCACCAUCGGAUUGUGCGUGAGAUGGACUUGGACGGACGAGGCUUUGCCGCCUUCCUGUGCCUCUGCAGUGUGCGUUGAGGGCGUCAGGUGGGCAAGAGGAAACUGACAUACACACACAAAAACCCCACGGUUCUGUAGCACUUAGAAGAAAUGGUUGGGCAGGUGCACCACCCUGCCCCUUCACCCGCGGCCUGCCUGGCAGUGGUCUUAUGUGUGUGGUGUUGGGUGUGCCUUGUUGUCAAUGUUGAGGUACUAAGGGGGGGGACACCUUGUGGUUCUUUGUCCAAGAUGGUCAAAUUUUAGUUUAACUUAUUCCCCCUCCACCCUCCCCACCCCAGCGUCCCUGCGCCAGAGGGAGGGGAAAGGGGGGUGUACAAGUUGGGCAGAUUGGUGAACCGGUUCGGAACCACACUCUUUCCGGAGGAACCCUCCCCAGUGCACAUCAUUUCUCCUUCGGCUGGCGCAACAGCCCGAUUUCGGAAGUUGUUUGGGAGGGCGGAGGUGAUGGCAUGAGGAAGUGUCCGGGCCCUGAGGGGCUGAAGACAAAGGGAGGGGGGCAAGGUCUUCGAUUUUGCGCAAGAUGCAACAGAGGAAGUGUGGCGCUCUGAGCGUGAGGGGGCUGUCGGACAUCCUGUGUGGAAAGCACCCCAUCGCCACGGAGGCCGCGGACUUGAAAUGAAAGCACUUGGUUCUGCGUUCUGCACCUCGGGGCGGGGGUGCGGUGGGCGGUCAAGGAGAACGACGGUGGUUUUAAUUUCUCUCUCUCCCUCCCCCCCCCUUUUUUUUUGCUGCAGAAGAUUUUUUAUAAAGCCAAGUUGACCCCGUUUUACUUAUUUUAGUGUUUUUGGUUGGGUUUUAUAUAUAAAUAUAUAUAUAUAUAUAAGAAAAAAGAAAAAAAUUAAAUAAGCUGUGGUUCUUGUGUGUCCAGUGCAUUGUGAAAACUUUCAAAGACAAAAAAAGAGAGGAAAACUGUCACGACAAAGGCAAACAAAAAAACCCAACUUUUCACUACACGAACCGUCAAGCAGUAUUUUCUGAGCGCGUAUUUGUUGUGAAACUGUAGACUAUUAUCCACUGAUUAACACUACUCUUUGUGUUUCUUUUCUUUUUUUAAGAAAAAGAAGAAAAAAAUAUAAAACCUGUACAGCUUAAAAGCGUCCCGUCUCUUAGAGAGACAGUGUAUUUUACUCUUCCCGCCUCUCUCUCUGCCCUUAAUCCAAGGAGGGGGUGGAUUAAAAAGACACAAGUGUUAACUCUCGUCAGCUGCAGCGAAGGAACUGUUUCCUUGCUUUUGAUGCAGGAGGGUGUUCAGCUGCCCUAGUUGCUGUGGUCCAGUGCCAGGCCCAAGGGAGGGGUGUUCCACUCCCUCUGGAUACCGGCAACUUUACGGGCAGAUGCACGGGCAAAGGGAGCUGGCAGUUAGGCAUACACUGGCCCUUUAAAUGUGGCUUUGCUCUCAGUCUCUCUUUGGCGUUCAUAUGCAUAUUAUGGUCCUGUUUUAGAUGUCCUUACGAAAGACUCCCGUUUUUAAAUGUGCCAAGUUGUAUAUAUCUUAAAUCUUCCUCUCUCCCCCCCCCUUCCUUUGCUGUGUGGUUGUAAAGCAAUAUGGUAGCUCUCUCUCACAAUCUCUCUCCGUGUUCCUUCCCGACGGACCAACCUUUGUCCUGAUUGUACAUUCUCGUUGACUAUAUAAUCCUUAUUUUACUCUUCAUUUGGAACAAUAACAACAACGAAAGGGUCCAUUCCAUUCAAAUUUUAACCUGGCGAUUUAAAUAAAAAAAAAAGUUUGGGGUGGGGGCGGGGGCAAGAGAGGGGUGGGAAAGAGGAGGGGGAAAGCAUAUUUUAUUAAAAAAAGAGAGAAGACAAAUAAGAAAAUAGUUUGGAAUAUUUUCUUACUGUAGAGAAGCAUUGUACAGGAGAACCCUGAGUAUUAAAUACUCAUGUGUGUCGUAGGGGAAAAAAAGUUUUAAAAAAAUCGCAUGUCUGAAAAUCUUUUGAGUCGCUCCAUUUAGUUCAAAACGGGGGGGAAAUCGUCAUCUCAAAAUGGUGUUAAACACUAAAAAAAGAAAGAAAGAAAAACCAUGAGAAGUCCUUUUAAAGAAGAAUAAUGAAAAGCUUGCCCUGAUGCGAGACACUAGCUCUGCCAUUUUAUCUUUCUUUCGUUGAAAGACUAAAAACAAUGUUUUUUAGACAAUCAAAUUCUAGGUAAGUGCGAAGAAUUUGUUGGUUUUAGGGUUUUUUUUAGUUUUUGGUUUUGUUUUCUUACUGGUGUAGAAAAUUACUGACUUUUUAAAAAAAUUCUGGGUGGGUGGCUUAUUUUGUAUUAACUGAGGAGACUGGCAGCGUUUCACCUGAUCGCUGAUGGAAGCCCAGGAAAAUAGGGGAGGGGAGGGGAAAGCACUACAUUUGUUGCAAAUAUAGAUAUGAACUCUUUUUAGUCUGCAUGGGGAUAGGCCGUGUGGUUGCUGAGGAGAAAUGCUGCUAAGAUAUUUCCUUUUUACAAGAGCAUAUCUAAAUAGACCAUUGUUUUGAUGUUAAUCUUUGUAAAUUAUGUAUUACCAAUUUUAACAUUGGAUGUAAUUGCAUAAAAGGCCUGCAUCUCAAAUACUGAGAGAUUCUAGUAUUAAAUGGGAAAAAAAAUGUUUCCUA
Zootoca vivipara (common lizard) is the source of this 16178-nucleotide messenger RNA. It is a transcript of the gene ASH1L, whose product is annotated as ASH1 like histone lysine methyltransferase. Gene Ontology annotation, cellular component: nucleus; nucleoplasm. Lineage: Eukaryota; Metazoa; Chordata; Lepidosauria; Squamata; Lacertidae. The record is from RefSeq and is a predicted model, not a curated record. Gene Ontology annotation, molecular function: protein binding; histone H3K4 methyltransferase activity; DNA binding. Gene Ontology annotation, biological process: regulation of DNA-templated transcription.